Molecule: messenger RNA, 1649 nt
Organism: Linum tenue
Lineage: Eukaryota; Viridiplantae; Streptophyta; Magnoliopsida; Malpighiales; Linaceae
Source: the annotation of a GenBank genome assembly
UUCUUCUCGGUCGCGAAAGAGACAACGAACUUGGAGGGGGAAGCAGCAGUACUCUUAUCGACAACAUUUGUAUUCUAUUUCUUGACACAACAGAAGCUGUAGUUAUCAUCGGAGUCUAGCCCGACUGCGGACUUCGCCGUAGUGAGAGAGACGCACAAAAAACCCAUGAGCGAAUCUUUGGUGAUCGACGGCAGCGACUCGAGGUUUCAAUCUCACCACGAGCAGCCAGCGCUCACGAACGAGACUGAUGGCGUAAUCGAUGGGACCCAGAUGGCAAAUGAGUCCGAUCGCAACCAACAGGCGGCGGCCGAUUCCGGUGAGCUAUCAGGAGAUCGCCCGCAUCAGAUGUCAUUCGAUAAAGCAAGUGGCUUUGUGAAAGAUAUGAACAAUUUGGUCGAGAUGUUGUCCAAAUUGAAUCCCAUGGCUCAAGAGUUCGUACCUCCUUCUCUGGCCGCCAACAACCAUGGUGUUGAUCGGAUCGGAUAUACUCGCAACUUUGGGAUGUUUGGUAAUUUCUUUGAUGGCAAUGGGGAUUCUGAGAAAAGGGGUAAGCCUAAUUUUAACCAAGGAAGGAGAAGAACCAACGGUAGGAGGAAUAUGGCUCAGCGGGAAGAUGUAAUUAAGAGGACUGUUUAUGUGGCUGACAUUGACCAACAGGUUACUGAAGAGCAGCUUGCGGGUCUGUUUAUUCAUUGCGGACAGGUUGUUGAUUGUCGUAUAUGUGGUGAUCCUAAUUCUGUUCUUCGAUUUGCGUUCGUCGAAUUUACUGAUGAAGAAGGUGCAAUUGCUGCUUUGAGUUUGUCUGGGACUGUGCUUGGGUAUUACCCGUUAAAAGUGCUGCCUUCCAAAACUGCUAUUGCACCUGUUAACCCAACAUUUUUGCCCAGGUCUGAAGAUGAACGUGAGAUGUGUGCUAGGACUGUGUACUGUACAAAUAUAGACAAGAAGGUAACAUGAGAAGCUACCCGACAGUUUUAAUUCCUUCAAAGGCUAUUAAAACAUUGUGUCAUGGUUUUCUGUUUUCCUUCAAAUGCAGGUUAACCUAGGAGAUGUGAGACUAUUCUUUGAGUCCUCGUGUGGAGAGGUUCGGCGCUUGAGGCUUCUGGGAGACUAUCGUCAUUCAACCCGUAUUGCUUUCGUGGAAUUUGCUGUGGCUGAGAGUGCAAUCGCUGCGCUCAACUGCAGCGGUGCAAUCCUGGGAUCCUUGCCCAUAAGGGUUAGCCCAUCGAAGACACCAGUUCGUGCUCGCAUGACCCGAGCACCGUUCGCCUGAGAGAAUCAUCCUCCGGUAUGCAAAGCUCAAAUGCUUGUGCAAAGCGCGGCCAACUUGUUGCUAGAAGUAUUUAUAUUUCAUAGUAUGUAGAAGCUGAAACUGGUCUGGGUAGUUGCUUUCUCAAUCAUCCUUCAUUUUAUCAGCUGCAUUGCUAGCUGCUAUCUUUUGACACCACGAGAGGUGGGAGGGAAUGGAUUGUUUAUGCGUGUCGGGAUGCUUUGGUCAUUGAGUUGAAUGGGAUUUUGAGGAUGUGAAUAACUUUGGUUUAAUGGAGAUUGUGGGGAUAACUUACAGCAAGCGGUCCAACCUCCGGCAUAGACAUGUGCCACCCUCUGCUGAUUGAAAUACUAUUCCUUCAUUUUACAGUCAUGCAAAC